CCGCCCCCAGCCGCGCGUGGCUGCUGGCGAAGGCUGAGACCGCGCUCCCGCAGACCAGUUCCCAGCAGCAGCGCGUCCUCCCUGCUCCGCGCCUUCGCUCCGGACCCGCGUCGUCGCAGCCCCGCGGUGAUGAGCCCCGAGCCGGUCCCGCCGCCGCCGCCACCCCAGUGUCCCGGCUGCGAUCGCGCGGAGCCGAUCGCCCAGCGCUUAGAGGAGGGCGACGAGGCCUUCCGCGCGGGCGAGUACGAGAUGGCAGCCGAGCUCUUCCGCUCCAUGCUAGCCGGGCUGGCGCAGCCGGACCGCGGCCUGUGCCUGAGGCUGGGGGACGCGCUGGCCCGCGCCGGCCGCCUCCCGGAGGCCCUGGGCGCGUUCCGCGGCGCCGCGCGGCUCGGGGCGCUGCGGCCGGAGGAGCUGGAGGAGCUGGCGGGCGGCCUGGUGCGCGCCGUGGGCCUGCGCGAGCGGCCGCUGUCCGCGGAGAACCCGGGCGGCGAGCCCGAGGCGCCGGGCGAGGAAGGGCCGGCCCCGGCGCCCCGCGCGCCCCGCGACCUGCUCGGCUGCCCGCGCUGCCGGCGGUUGCUGCACAAGCCGGUGACGCUGCCCUGCGGGCUCACAGUCUGCAAGCGCUGCGUGGAGCCGGGGCCCGCGCGGCCGCAGGCGCGGCGCGUGAACGUGGUGCUGAGCGGCCUGCUGGAGAAGUGCUUCCCGGCCGAGUGCCGGCUGCGCAGGUUGGCGGGCCAGGCGCGUAGCCUGCAGCGGCAGCAGCAGCCCGAGGCCGCGCUGCUCAGGUGCGACCAGGCGCUGGAUCUCGCUCCUGAUGAUAAUUCAUUAUUGCUGCUGCGGGCAGAGUUAUAUUUGACCAUGAAGAACUAUGAGCAAGCGUUCCAGGAUGCCAGUGCAGUCUGUCAGAAUGAACCUCUCUUGAUUAAGGGACAUCAAGUAAAAGCUCAGGCUCUUUCUGGAUUGGGAAGAAGUAAGGAAGUGUUAAAGCAGUUUCUCUACUGCCUCGCUCUAAAUCCUGAGUGUAACUCUAUGAAGAAAGAAGCACAGAAGGUAAUGUGUGAAGUGCUGUUUUCAGCUACAGAAAAUGUGCAUGAAAAUUUAACAUCUUCCAUCCAAAGCAGAUUAAAGGCUCAGGGUCACAGCCACAUGAAUGCCCAGGCUCUGCUGGAAGAACGUGAUGCAGGGAGCUCGGAGAAUUCAUCUGAGAAAUCUGAUAUGCUUGGAAAUACCAAUUCUUCAGUUUUGUAUUUUAUACUGGGUCUACACUUUGAAGAGGAUAAAAAGGCAUUAGAAAGCAUCCUUCCAACAGCACCCAGCGCUGGCUUAAAGAGGCAGUUUCCAGAUGACGUGGAGGAUGCACCUGACCUGAACGCCCCUGGAAAAAUUCCCAAGAAAGAUCUCUCACCUCAAAGGAGCCCAAACUCUGAGACAGAAGAAAGUCAGGGGCUCUCGCUUGAUGUAACUGACUUUGAGUGUGCCCUCUGCAUGAGGUUGCUCUUUGAACCUGUCACUACGCCCUGUGGACACACAUUUUGCCUAAAAUGCCUUGAGCGCUGCCUUGACCAUGCUCCACACUGUCCUUUGUGCAAAGACAAACUUUCAGAAUUAUUGGCAAGCAGGAACUUUAACAUAACUGUUCUGGCCGAAGAAUUAAUAUUUCGAUAUUUGCCGGAUGAAUUGUCUGAUAGGAAGAGAAUUUAUGAUGAAGAAAUGUCAGAACUGUCAAAUCUGACCAGAGACGUCCCCAUCUUUGUGUGUGCCAUGGCCUUCCCCACGGUCCCGUGUCCACUCCACGUCUUUGAGCCCCGCUAUCGGCUUAUGAUAAGAAGAUGCAUGGAAACUGGCACCAAGCGGUUUGGCAUGUGUCUAUCUGCUGAGCACGCAGGGCUUUCAGAAUAUGGAUGCAUGCUGGAGAUUAAGGACGUGAAAACGUUUCCCGAUGGAAGUUCUGUUGUAGACGCGAUUGGCGUCAGUCGGUUCCGAGUGCUUAGCCACCGUCACAGAGACGGCUAUAACACAGCGGACAUUGAGUAUCUUGAAGAUGAAAAGGUGGAGGGUCCGGCGUAUGAAGAACUUGCCGCGCUCCACGAUUCCGUGCAUCAACAGUCUGUUUCCUGGUUCGCGUCUCUCCAGGAUCGCAUGAAAGAACAAAUUUUAAGUCAUUUUGGGGUAAUGCCAGACAGAGAACCGGAGCCUCAGAGUAAUCCCAGCGGCCCUGCCUGGUCCUGGUGGAUCCUGGCCGUGCUGCCCCUGGAGCGCAAGGCUCAGCUGGCCAUCCUCGGCAUGACCUCACUCAAAGAGCGGCUCCUUGCCAUCCGACGGAUAUUAGUCAUCAUCACGCGUAAGAUGAAUAGUCGGCAAGAGCUGGCUAAUGCCAGGGAGAGAAAUAAUUGAUUUUUCUCUCUGUCAAGGUUUCUGGAAGCCCUUGUACUUUUAUAAAUGUCAGGCAUGGACGAAUAGCCGUCCACUCAUUGUGCUUUGUCAAGUGCUUGUGGAUAAGGUUCCAAAAUGGGACGCUUGCCAAACAUUGAGUCCUCAAAAAUGACAAUUCUGUGUCUGGUGGGAUCUGAUCUUGUACAAGGUUAGCCUGAAGUCUGAAUGGAGCCCAUAGUUGGGAAAAAAAAAAAA
This is a messenger RNA of Macaca mulatta (Rhesus monkey), 2628 nucleotides long. RefSeq names its product LON peptidase N-terminal domain and ring finger 2 (gene LONRF2). The record is from RefSeq and is a predicted model, not a curated record. Gene Ontology annotation, molecular function: protein binding; ubiquitin protein ligase activity. Lineage: Eukaryota; Metazoa; Chordata; Mammalia; Primates; Cercopithecidae.